AUGAUUUCGGUCGUGAGCAAGCUUAAAACUGCACUCCAAUAUCAAGAGGCAUUCGAGGUUAAAGCUCAAGAAGCAAAGAGGAAAAUCAGAUUUUUACAGAACAACAUAGACCAAUUAUACCAAGAACCAGAAGCGUCAUUAAAAAAUGUCGUUGUUAAUCCCCUUCUGGAUUAUGAGAAAAUCUGUCCACCCGGGGGAAGCAAUUUGAUAAUUCUGUACACAACCACAGUCAAAACCAUCCCAAAGACAUUCCAAGAUUGCUCGAGUCUUCGACUUAUUCUCAAUGGUUUUAAGGUUUUAUACCAAGAAAGAGAUGUAUCGAUGCACGUCGAUUUCAGAGAUGAACUAUGGCGGAUUAUGGGCAAGAAAGUGGCCCUGCCAAGGCUGUUUAUCAAAGGCAGUUACAUUGGAGGAGCUGAUGAGGUUUUACAGUUGCAUGAGCAAGGGAAAUUCCGGCCCCUCCUCGCUGGAAUACCAAUAAAAAAAUUGGAAGGGCCAUGCAAAGGAUGUGCUGGGAAUUUGUUUCUGGUGUGUCCUAAUUGUAGCGGUAGCAAGAAGGUGAAUUCUGGUAGCAGAGGGUUGCCAAAGAGCUGCAUGAACUGUAACGAGAAUGGGCUGAUUAAAUGCCCUAUUUGCUUCUGA
Lactuca virosa is the source of this 642-nucleotide messenger RNA. The record is from the annotation of a GenBank genome assembly. NCBI's taxonomy places the organism in Eukaryota, Viridiplantae, Streptophyta, Magnoliopsida, Asterales, Asteraceae.